Molecule: messenger RNA, 2205 nt
Organism: Plasmodium reichenowi
Lineage: Eukaryota; Apicomplexa; Aconoidasida; Haemosporida; Plasmodiidae
Product: small subunit rRNA processing factor, putative
Exons: 1
Coding region: 1-2205 (734 amino acids)
Biological process (GO): maturation of SSU-rRNA from tricistronic rRNA transcript (SSU-rRNA, 5.8S rRNA, LSU-rRNA)
Cellular component (GO): small-subunit processome; nucleolus
Source: RefSeq, a predicted model, not a curated record
AUGGCGAAAAAGAAAAAUAAUUAUUUAUUUGUGGAUACGAAUAAUAUAAAAUUUACCGAAAAUUCAGAAUCAGAGGAUAUAGAUAUGGAAGAAUAUGAUGAUAAUGAUGUUGAUGAUUCUAAUAUUGAUAAGGAUGAUUUAAGUAAUAGUGAUGAUAAUGAUGAUGAUGAUGAAGAUGUCAGUGAAGAAGAUGAUAAUGAUGAUAAUGAAGAUGAAAAUAUAAAUAACGAUUUAGAUGAGAAAAAUAAAAAAAAUAAUAAAGACGAUUAUGUAAAAAUUUCAUGGGAAAAAGAUAAAAAAAAUUAUUAUCAAUAUGAAAGUGAAAAUUCAUCUAGUGAUGAUGAUGAAGAAGAAAACAAAGAAAGAUUAAAAGAAGCAAUUUAUCUUAACAAGAAAGAAAAAGAAAAUUUAGAAGAAGAUGAUUUUGAUUUAUAUAAUAUAUACACAAAUGAAAAUAAAGAUAAUCAAAAUGUAAAAGAAAAUAUUAUUAAAAAGAUAAUUAAUGAUAUGAAUAACGAAUUAAAAGAAAAGAAAGAAGAAAUUACAUUAGAAAAUAAAGACAAACAAGAAGAAAUUAAACAACUUGUUAUGAGUGAACAACAAGAAUACCUAAUUCUUUUAAAAGAAUUAUCAUUAAAUAUAGAAAAAGUGUUCAAUGAAAUUAAAGAAAAUCAAAAAUUAUUUGAAUUUAAAGAUAUUAAUGAAAAAAAUGUACCCUCUAGUGAUAUUAAUAAAAAUACUUUACUUUAUCUUAAAAAAAAAAAUGAAACCAUGUUAACCUAUAUUAUCUAUAUCACAUAUUAUGUUUUUCUAAAAGUUAUGAAUAGUUAUACACCUACACAUCCAGUGUUAGAUAAACUGAUUUAUAUGAAUACUAUUAUAUCAAAAACUAAUGAACUGGAUAACAAAAUCAAGUUCAAAAUUCAGCAGUUGAAUAAGUCAGCAGAUAAGACAUUUAAGAAAUUGAAUGGUAUGAACGGAGAGGAGCUACAAGAGGAGACCCAGGAAGAUAAAUAUGAAGAUGAUGAAGAAGAAAGAGAUAUUAAUGAUAAAGAUGAUGAUAAAGAUGAUGGCGAGGAGGAGGAAGACGAUGAUGAAGAAGAUGUUGAUGAAGAAGAUGAUGAUGAAGAAGAAGGUGAAGAAGAAGAUGAUGAUGAUGAAGAAGAAGAUGAUAAUGAAGAUGAUGAUGAUGAAGAUGAUGGUGAAGAUGAUGAUGAUGAUGAAGAUGAUGAUGAUGAUGAAGAGGAAGAGGAAGAGGAAGGAUAUAAUGAACAAAAGAAAGAUUUAAAAAACAAAAAGUACAAAAUUAGCAAAAGUCUCAUAACAGAAUACACUGAUAGUCAUAUAAGAGAAAAAGAAAAAGAAGAGAAAAAAAAGAUAAGGGAAAAGAUAAAAAAUGAAAAAAAUAUAUUUGUAAAAGAAAUCAAGGAUAUGAUAUCCAAUAGACCUGAGAAAAUUGAAGAAGAAAAUUACUUAAAAAAAAUGGAAGAAAAAUAUAUGGACUUUGACGAAAAAAUAUUAAACAAAAAAAUGAAAGAAUUAAGUAAAAAGAAAAAUAAAAUGAGGAAUUUAACCAACGUUGGAAUGACAACAAAUGAUUUAUUAAAAUUUGUAGAAUUACCAGAAAUGAAUCAACAAAAUGAUCAGAAGAAUAAUAAAUUUGACGAAAAAAAAAUAUUCCGAAGCAAUAUUAAUAAAAUUAAGCAAAUAAAGAAAAACAAAUUAGAACAUAAUCCAAACGAUGAUUUUGUUUCAUAUAAAAAAUUUGAUAAAAAUAAACAAAAAACAUUCAAUACAAAUGAAUAUAAGGAUCAACAGAAUAAUACCUAUGGAAAGAAAAAGAUACAUGAUGAAAUAGAUGAUGAACAUAUAAAGAAUAUGUUAAAUUUCAAGGAUAUGAAAAAAGAAAAGAGAAAGAAAUUUUUAGAUGAAAGAAAUAAACAAAUAAGGAAAAAACUAGUUGAUGAAGAAAAUGAGGAAGUUGAUAGAAGAAUGCCAAAUCAAAAAAUUAUGCAAAAUAAAGGAUUAGUAAGAAAAAGAAAAUCAACUGAUGGUAAUGCAAGAGUACACAACAGAUUUAAGUAUAUGAAGAAAAUGAAAGUAUAUAACAGUCAACACGCCAAACUAAAAGUUCAUGAUAAUAAUUAUUCGGGUGAAAAACGAGGAAUCAAUCCAUACUUAAAGAAAUCAGUGGAUAUCAAAUAA